GUGGCCAGCAGGCCUUCCUUCUGGAGAAUGUUCCGUGUGACAAUGCCAGCUGUAAGGAUGUGGGCCGCAUGUUCCGUGUCCACUGGGACCAGUCUGACCUGGGGGCCAUCCCCGGGGCCGCCGUCGCCACCUUCUUUGACAUCUAUGAGGAUGGAAUAUUGGAUAUGAUCGUGCUCAGCAAAGAGGAGGGGAGAGAGGGCUUCGCCAUCCACGCUUUGAAGAACAACUUUGAAGCCGACGCGUACUUCGUCAAAGUGAUUGUGCUUAGUGGACUCUGUUCUAACGACUGCCCGGGAAACGUCAAGCCGUUUGGUGUGAACCAGCCUGGGCCAUACGUCAGCUACACUACAGUGGACUCCAACGGCUACCUGAAGAACGCCUCGGCCGGCCAGCUGAGCCAGUCGGCCCACCUCUCCCUGCAGUUGCCUUAUACCGUCCUGGGGCUGGGGCGCAGCGCCAACUUCCUGGACCACCUGUACGUGGGUAUCCCCCGGCCCCUCGGGGACAAGGACGUGAGGAAGCAGGAGUGGACAGCCAUCAUCCCCAACUCGCAGCUCAUAGUCAUUCCAUACCCACACAACGAGCCCCGCAGCUGGAGUGCGAAGUUGUAUCUGACCCCCAGUAACAUAGUCCUACUGACUGCCAUCGCUCUGAUUGGCGUGUGUGUUUUCAUCCUGGUUAUCAUUGGCAUCCUCCACGCAGGAGAAGGUAAGGACAGAAUGGCACAAAUACAACUUACACCGUUUAUCAUCGUCAUUACAUCAUUAUUGUUUUAAUCAACAAUAAUGAGC
Salvelinus sp. IW2-2015 is the source of this 791-nucleotide messenger RNA. Its product is annotated as T-cell immunomodulatory protein-like. The record is from RefSeq and is a predicted model, not a curated record. Gene Ontology annotation, cellular component: plasma membrane. Lineage: Eukaryota; Metazoa; Chordata; Actinopteri; Salmoniformes; Salmonidae.